Molecule: messenger RNA, 681 nt
Organism: Gloeophyllum trabeum ATCC 11539
Lineage: Eukaryota; Fungi; Basidiomycota; Agaricomycetes; Gloeophyllales; Gloeophyllaceae
Exons: 1
Molecular function (GO): protein binding
Source: RefSeq, a predicted model, not a curated record
AUGACCGAGGUAAACGCGCCUGCCGUUGACAAUAUGCGCCGUCUAUCCGACCAAAUCCCGGCAGAGUGUCUUUGUGACAUCUUCCGCUCCCUUGUCGCCGAUGGUUACAGCGACAGUCUCCUCGCGGCCACACACGUCUGCCGCUUCUGGCGGUACGUCGCGCUGGGCGACGCCACCCUCUGGCGAAGGCCGUCCAAUUGUAACCCUUGCCUACUUGAGGAAAUCCUUCCAAGAAGCAAGAACUACACACUGGAUCUUGUCAUAGACCAGCGGUACAGCCCGGAAGGGCUGAACCCUUCUCCGCCCGACAACCCUAUAGCGGAUCCUCAGCUGGGCCUACUCUGGUCGGGUGCUGUCAUGGUCAAGCUGGGAAAUAUCCGCCGUGCCCGCUCUCUCGUCAUCGACGCCAACGCCGAUGCGAUAAUCAAGCUCGCCGCGUUAGCCGAGUACAACGGGCUUGCGAGGCCCGCACCGCACCUGGAAUCUCUCAAGAUCGUCUUCUCCGAGGUCCUUGGCCCCUUCAAUUUACAACUCCCCUUCCUCGGCGGCAUCGUGCCCAAACUGAGACACCUGUCUCUGCACGAGUAUUCUCUCCACUACUCGAAUCAUACGUUCCUCUUCAGCAACCUCCGCUCCUUGGAGCUCUCCUGUCGCUCGACACACUGCCACAGGCUCGUCAAG